Messenger RNA from Daucus carota subsp. sativus, 2533 nucleotides. RefSeq lists its product as uncharacterized. Lineage: Eukaryota; Viridiplantae; Streptophyta; Magnoliopsida; Apiales; Apiaceae. The record is from RefSeq and is a predicted model, not a curated record. The transcript is spliced from 4 exons. Bases 886 to 2358 code for a protein of 490 amino acids.
AUGAUAAAGAGUAGGUCCUGCUCCCGCAUAAAUUUCUUGUAGCUGAAGUAAUUUAGUGUUCUUUCAAGUCUUCAUGUUCCCAAAGCCAGAAUCUGAGUCUUCACUCUUCAGUGUAUCGUAAUCAAACUAAUUCUUCUUCUUUUUUGCUGCAAAUUGCUUUCUGAUUACAUUUGAACUCCUCUAGUCCAAGAUCUUGCUUGCAUCAGAGAGAUUAUAUUUACCCUCUCACAAAGAUUGAUCUUUUUCGAAUCUUUAGGUAACCUAUUUUCCUUAAUUUCAUUUAUUCUGUUGAUAACUCUUAGUUUUGGUGGCUGCAAGUUGUGUACGUAUCUCAGAAGAAACGGUCUUUCAUAUUGAUCUUCUGCUUUAUAGUUUAUUUCUGGAUAUAUUCUGUUAAACUGCUAAUUCCCCCAAAAUCCUAUAGCAGAACAAGGACUUGGUAUGUAUAUCAUGUUCAUGUGUAAAUGCGAUGUGUUGAAAGACCAUAAGUUAUGAAUUUUGUGCUGCAUUGAGUUAAGGACUUUUAAAGACCUUAGGGGUUAAGGAAGCAUGCUUAAUAUGUUUGUCGUGUUUCUUUGUCAAUAGCUAGUAUCAAUUGCAUUAUUGUAAACACUAUGUAAUGUUUUGUUAUCAAAUUUUGGUUAAAAUGAGAGACUGGCAAGACAAAAGAUUAAUAUAAGCAGAGAAUGGUUUAUUGACUUGAUUUAGGUUUAGAUGUGUACUCGUUAAGAAGGUAUUCAGCACUAGGCAAAUUUUUUUAGGUGACAUAUAACAACUAACUAGUGGAUCAGUCACUCAUAGAAAUAGGCUAAAACUUGCCAGAAAUUUAUCACUUUUACUAAUCAUUAUAUAUGUAAACUUUCUGUUUCUCGGAUUUUCCCAGCCAUGGAUGUCAAUGAAUCCCACAGUGUAAGUCUGAAACUCUUGGUAGACAGAAUGCAAAGUGAAGUAGUUUUUGCAGAAGCAAAUCACGAUUUUGUAGAUAUUCUCUUCAGUUUUAUGACAAUUCCUGUCAGCACAGUCCUUAAACUCACUGGUGAUCAAACAUUCAGUUGUAUGAAUAACUUAUGUGCUAGUGUCAAGAAUGCGGAUGAGAAUUUACUACUACACAAGAGUUGCAGAGAGGUAUUGCUUCAUCCUCGAAGUGCAGCUGAAAUUUACUGCAGAAACCUGAAAGUCAAUUGGUAUGAAACUGAUGGUAUUGAGUACUUUGAAUGUGGAUCUUGUGAACAAGUUAAUUAUUAUUGGCAAAAUGGUCUUUGUUCUUGUUGUGGACGCCAAUUGUGUAACGAGUUAAAAUUACCAAGUCCAAGCCCUAACCUACCAGGGGGUUUCACAAAAUCAACUACUCGUUUUAUGAUAACCAGUGACCUAAAUGUAAGGCCCAUAUCUACUAUGAAAGGUUUGAUGCUGCUCAAUUCUCUUGGAGGAGGUGAGAAUAAUAUGCUUGAAGAAAGAACUAUAGAUGUAGGAAAAGAUGAGAUUCUACAGUUGCUCAAGUUUUCACUGGUGUCAAAGAAUCCACUUACUAAGGCCUUCUUGCGUCUGGUCCCUCCCAGUAAUAAUAGUUGCAAUAUUACCAGAUUGGAUAGUGGUUCAGUAAAUGUAGAUCAUAGCCAAGAGACGGUCAGUAGCUCAGCAAAGACGGAGGAAAUGAUUUCUUUAAAGCUUAUUAUCAACUCAGUCAAUAAUACAUUGUUAUAUGCAGAAGCUGCUAAUGACUUUGUCAAUUUACUAUGUAGCUUCCUGACAUUCCCAAUUGGUUUUCUUUUUCAAAAGAAUUCAUAUCUGCCCUUCAACGGAUGCAUGGACAAUGUGUAUAAGAGCAUUAACAAUAUUGAAGUUGAGCUCUUUAAAUCUCCAUUGAUGAAGGAAACUUUACUCGAGUCAAGAUUGGCUCCUGGUCUUGCUCAGAUUAAGAAAGUUAUUAGUAUUAAAGACGCUACAGAACCAAAGUAUCACGGCCUUAUGGGGCACUAUAAUGCUAAGCGAGUUAAUAUCAGCUCAAUGUCUUGCAACAGGGAAACAGUAAUUGCAAAUGGAUUUUUUAAAGGACCGUCAAGCUUUAUGAUAAUGGACAAUCUGGCAGUAAUGCCUCUAUCUUCAAUCUCUGGCUUAUGUCUAAUCAAGAAGAUGCAGAUACCUUUUGAUAAAAUUGUGGAGAAAGAAGUAGUCAUCGGUGAGAAUGAGGCCAUACGUCUCUUUGCAGCUUCUUUGGUUGCGGAAAAUGCUCUCACUGAUGCUUUCUUGCGUGAUGAAAUAAAGCAGGAACAACAAGGAAUGAGUGAACCAGCAUUCAAAAAUGAAUACAUGUGCGGAGAAAAGCUCAAUUGUGAUAAAAAUCAUAUUUGUGUUUGAUGGCAAUGUUCCCAGACUUGGUUAUUUAUUAUUGUUCUGGUCUUCGCAUGAACUGGCUUAUAUUUCUAUGUUUACAUUGAUAGCUUAACAGCAAAGCUAUUCUCAAAUCUGUAAAAAUAAAUCACAGUUGGCACCAUGUUUAACGAAAAUAACAUUUCUGCUUUUUCUUGGAUUA